UUCUGACGGUGUUCCGAUGGAAAUCCACCAGUUCAUAAAAAUUGCGUUUAAAAAACAACAAAAUAUUUCACUGCUCAUACCUUUGCGCACCAGAACCGAGGUCAUCCAGUAAAGCGCAAUACCGAAUCCGUGAAAACGCCGAUCAUACCAUGGCCAGCGGUAGCGAGAGCUCGGACGAGUUUUACGAUGCUAUGGACGACAGUCUAGUGGCUAAAACGCUAGACGAAACGACCAUUAGCAGCAGCAGUAGCAAGAGACGUCCCGGAAGAUCGCACGAUACUGAACUAAAUGCAGCUUUCAGCACAUUAAGCCUGGAGCAACCAAACCGUUCCCACCAUGGACAACCGGCCGACGAAAGUGGCGCUCAUGUGUCUUCAAAAGAACCUUCAAAGAGUCCCAAAUUGGGUGCUGCUGCGGGUUUCGCAGCGUCCGUAGCAGAACACGUCUUCAAGGAACCAAAAUCACUUCGUAGUCAACGAUUUCACGAGUUUCGCCAAGCAAUGCAAAACGAUGAUGACGAGAAUCCGGGCAAUAUACUGACACCCGAUUCACAGAACAGCUCCGUUGAAGGUGUCUAUGUGGCACCCCGGUCUAACUAUCCUUUCCGGGUGAUCGAGAGUGAUGUCACCAGCAUUCACAGUAUCUGCUCACUUGGAAUCGUUGGACGCAUCAUGGCUGGAGGCAGCAUCGAUGCCAGUGGGCAUAGCGUCGGAAAGGACUCUACAGCGGUAAAGCAGGUGCAACCACAGGCGAUUAGCAAGCAGCAACAAUCGCUUCUUCAGCAGCAGCAACCAGCGAGUAAAAAAGGAGCACAAGGCGGUGAAGUUGUCGCGGGCACAAGCCGGGUAAAAUUAGAUUCGAGCACAAAGGAACCCACGGUGUCGACGAAGACAAAUGAGAUGCUAAGUGCGGUCAUCUCCACCGUCACCAUACCGCUUGCGGAGUCACGCCCGGUCGCUCCACCGCGUAGGAAGAAAAAAAUGCGCAAACUGUCCAGCAGCUCCUCCGACCAGUGCACGGCCAACGAGCCCGGCGGGGGUGGAGGUGCGGGCACCAGCGACCAACAGCCGACGGAUAGCUCCUCGAGCGAGGUACUGAUGGUGAAGUCGGCUCAAUCGCAACCCAUGAUCGCAAAGCUGUCGACGGACGACCUGGCGUCCAGGGGUGAAGCCCCGGCCAGCGGCACGAACGGGGGCAGUAUCGUCAGUAGCGGCUCCGAUGGUACCACAACGACGGGCGGUGCGGACAGCUACAGUGGCAAAACGUUACCGUCCCCCGCUACGCUCGAGUCGAUAACGCGCGAAAUCGAAAACUCGUUCGAGGAAGCGGCGAGUGCGGUGGCCGGUAGCGUCGGUGGCUCGGGUGCGAUGCUAAUAAACGGCGGUACCGGGUCGUUGACGCGCCUUGCCAGCACGCCCACAGCCGUGACGUCCGUCGGUGGUAGCGGGGCCGGUGGCUUGUCCCGGUGCACCACAACGCAGCUCAGCCCCACCGGGAGCAUGAAGAGCGUCUCGGCGAUGGCUCGCGCCAGCUGGACCGACAACUCACAGGGGCUCAUCUCGCGUGUCACCAAGGGCCAGUACGUGGUAAAGCCAACGGACGGGGUGUUCAACAAGGCGGAGGGCCCGUCGGGCGAUGAGAUUGCGCGGAUCGACCGAAUCCACAAGGAGUUUCUGAGCAACAUCAGCAACAGUGGUAGCAUCGGUGGAACCGGUGCAGCUGGUGGUGGUGGUGGUGCUGGUCCCGGUAGGGGCAGCCUCGGUAGCCAUCGCAAGAACUACUCCAUCACGGGCACGAACAGCCUGGAGGGUGGCAUGCGCACAAGCCUGAUGGCGAAGCAGCUGCACGUGAAGGAACGCCGAAAGUCGGCCGGCGACGAGGAUAUGCUGAAGCAGUUGAACAUGUACGUGCGCACACGCACCAGCUCCGGCAAGCAGCUGACGGACAUGGAGAUCCUCGAGCAGGUGCCGGUGAAAAACCUCGACACGGGCGAGAACUUCCCGCUGUCGGCGGUGGAAGAGAAGCUGCCGCAGUGCAUUAACCCGCUCUCGCUGCACAUCAUGCGCCUGACCAGUCACAUCCCCGAGACGGACGAGGAGUCGGUGGGCCCGGGCCAGCCCGGCGACUCGGACUCGGUGCAGCCCGGCUACGAGGAGGAGCUGGAGGCCGAGGGACUCGAGGGCGGGCGGUUGAAGCGGCGCACGGCCGCCAAGCUGAAGCGCUUCUUCCGCACGACGGCGAAGAAAACGGUCAGCAAGGCCAAGUCCAUCGCGUCGGAGGUGUCGCACGCCCGGCACAAGGAGGACGUCGCCGACAUCCAGGACGUGAGCAACCCGGAGCAGAACAUCAAGAUCAAAGCGUCCAGCACAAACAAGGGCCCGUACGACUUUGCCAAGCUGCAGCACGUGCAGGAUCUGACCGGCGUGCACACCGUCGCCGUGUGGUGCAUGAAGUUUAGCAGCUGCGGGCGCCUGCUAGCGACCGCCGGCCAGGACCGGGUGCUCUGCAUCUGGGUGCUGAAGGACGCGUACCCAUUCUUUCAGGCGCUGCGAACCAAAUACAAUGCCGCGGACCAAAAGUCGUCGCCGACGCCGUCGGAAGAGUCGCUCAACUCGACGCUGAACGCGGCGCACGCCGCCGAGGACGGUGCGGCCCUGCCGGAACCACCGGACGACGUCUCGCCCGGCCCCUUCAUGCCGCACUCGUUCUGCACGUACUCCGGCCACACGUCCGACCUGCUCGACGUGUCCUGGUCGAAGAACUACUUCAUCCUCUCGAGCUCGAUGGACAAGACGGUGCGGCUGUGGCAUAUCUCGCGCCGGGAGUGCCUCUGCUGCUUCCAGCACAUCGACUUCGUGACGGCGAUCGCGUUUCAUCCGCGCGACGACCGCUACUUCCUCAGCGGCAGCCUCGACGGCAAGCUGCGCCUGUGGAACAUACCGGAGAAGAAGGUGGCGCUGUGGAACGAGGUGGACGGCCAGACGAAGCUCAUCACGGCGGCGAACUUCUGCGCCAACGGGAAGUUUGCCGUCGUCGGCUCGUACGACGGUCGCUGCAUUUUCUACAACACCGACCAGCUGAAGUACCAUACGCAGAUACACGUGCGCUCGACUCGGGGCCGCAACGCGAUCGGGCGCAAGAUUAGUGGUAUCGAGCCGAUGCCUGGUGAGGACAAAAUCCUGGUUACAUCCAACGACAGUCGCAUCCGACUGUACGACCUGCGUGAUCUUAACUUGAGCUGCAAAUACAAGGGCUACUUCAACUCGUCGUCACAGAUCAAGGCAUCGUUCAGCCACGACGGCAAGUACAUCAUAUCCGGCUCGGAGAAUCAGUGCAUCUACAUUUGGAAGACGCACCACGAGUACACCAAACUCAGCUCGGUAGGGGUGCGGCGCGACCGGAGUGACUUCUGGGAAGGUAUCAAGGCGCACAACGCGACGGUCACUUGUGCAAUAUUCGCUCCACACCCGGAAGCCAUCAUCAAACCGGAUCCGGACGAGUCGACGAGUGCAGACAAUAUUUCGGUAAAUCAAUCGUUCGCCGAGCAGAGCAAAAAAGCAUGCCGAGGGUACGUGAUGGUAAGCGCUGACUUCAAUGGCUGCAUCAAGGUGUUUAUCAACAAGACGAAGCCGAAACACAGCAGCCUGCCGUACACGGCGAUAGCGGACUAACUGGUGCUGCUUCCGGUAUAUCAAUGGGCUAAUGGGGACGUUGGGAUUUAUCUGCGAUUCAUUACACGGCAACACGAUGGUCGCCAAAGAGUGGAGUUAGGCGCGCGCUUCAUCGCCCAGCAUGAGAAUGGGAAGAGAACAUUUAAGUUAUUAACAUAUUACACUGUGAAUGUAGCUGUAGUCUUGCCAAUCCACGGCACCACCAGCAGCAACCCGGGUUGGGUAACACUCGGAAAACGGUCACACUGUAAUUACAGGCUCUAGAACUAGGAUAACACCAAUAUGUGUUUGUUGCGUAGCAGCUGUAGGCAUAAUUGGGAUCUGGGGGAAAAAAGAAAGGAAUUGGCUACCGCCGGAACGGAAAACGACCCGGUGCCGGUGAGCGUUUAGGGCACGAGUUAAACGUAGGGAGGCACUCCUAUCCCAUCUGCUUCUCCAUUGCUCUCUGUUUGCGUGGGUUUUGGUUUUAUAGUACAAGCUUCCGAGACGCCAAUGCUUCCAAUGUGCAAUGCUGUUCACCAUUACAAGGCGCACCAAAAUUUGUGUUCUAGAAAUAGCCAUCGUAAUAUCGAUUAUUAAACAAAAAAACAAACACACUCACACACACGCGUACACAGAUAUAAACAAACAUGUUUGCUAGUCCUUAUCCAUGCUAGUGUUACUUUUACUCAUCCCCGCGUAUUAAAUUAGAUAUUUUAUAUGUUCCUUCAGUUGUUUGCGUACGGUACCGGCUGUGUAUUGUGUUGGUGGUUUUUUUUUUUUGGUUCAAAUAUAGGUGUACUCUAGUGUGCGGUGCUGCACGCAGGCUGCCGGUGCGCCACGGGGUUGGUGUUCGCACACAUGUUGAUACGAGCUGUAUGUACCUAGUUGUAGUUUCUGUUUAUUACUUUUGAUUAUAUAUAUAAAUAUUUAUAUACAUAUUAGCGCACCAACCCCCCACACAACCAAGUUCAAACCAACCUGUUUGUAAUAGAGGACCGUGGCACCAGCACCACCAAGUGGCAGCAGUUUCUAGCGUUAUGGUACAAUCGAACGGUGCUUGGGUAGUGACUAACUAUACUGACGCGGGAGGAGCAUUGCACGGGAAAAGACAAAACCAUUGCAGUAGCAAGGCAAAGAAACCAAUGACCGGAAAAUGGCGAGAGCGUACGAAACGAACCAAUCCCGAAGGAUGUCGCGACCCGAGAAGCAAACGAGUGAAUGAAAGUCGAAUUGAAACGCAAGACAGAUGAUAAUUAGUCGUAGAGGAAUCCAGUCAGUGUCAAAAGGACGGGUGGAACCAAUAAGA
Molecule: messenger RNA, 4959 nt
Organism: Anopheles coustani
Lineage: Eukaryota; Metazoa; Arthropoda; Insecta; Diptera; Culicidae
Product: WD repeat-containing protein 44
Exons: 9
Coding region: 150-3671 (1173 amino acids)
Molecular function (GO): protein binding
Source: RefSeq, a predicted model, not a curated record